AUGUCUGGAUAUUUAAAAUCUAUUUGCUCUGACUCCCAAGAGAUUGAUGAAGACUCCAUUCCUGUGAAAGAUGUUGGUCCAAUCAUUGAGUGGUUCAUUCAUGGUUUUGAUGGUGGUACUAGAAACUGCAUCACUCUAUCUACUGAAUUCGGUGAAUACAACUUGCUUAAGCCCAGUGAAGCAUAUAAGCCACUUAUGGAUAAUUUAUAUGAAAAAAUUUGGCUUAGUAAAGUUGUGGUCGAAUAUUUAGAAGAGUAUCAUUAUCUGCAACCCACAUAUGAAGACCUACUUGGUAUUAUCAGACAAGCGACUAUUCCUGAGCUAAACGAUAAAAAGAUGUCGGAGGAAAUGUUACAUAAACAUGCGCAGUUUGUCUGUGACCAAGUAGUUAGUUUAGAGACGAAUGAAGACGACGAACCCCUAAUUACCUUGCCAUGCAUCCGGGAGCUAAUCAAGUUAAUGGGCAUAAAAUUUGGCAAACGAAAGAUUCGUGCGAAAAUAGAUUACAAGAAAGUUGAUAAGAAAGCAUGGACGAAAGCCACAACCACUCCGCUAGUGCAGAAAACGUUUGAAAGUUUCUUUACAAAUCAAUUGGACAAAACGAACCACGAGUUAGUGUUGAGGAGGAAGAGGUGUGGCGUUUGUGAGGCCUGUCAGUUGCCAGAUUGUGGGGAGUGCAACGCUUGUCGUGCUAUGGCGAAAUUCGGUGGCCAUGGGCGGACGAAGAAAGCGUGCGUUCGAAGGCUGUGUCCAAACAUGGCCGUAGAACAAGCUGAGGACUCUGAGCCAGAGGAUGAGGAAGAGUACCGUCAAAUGCCGGAGCGCAAGGAACACAAGAUCGACGACGCGGUGCCUGUCAAACUGACCGGUUCCAACAACAGGAAGGUCACGUGGAUCGGCGAUCCAGUUAAGGCGGACACCACCAAAGUGUACUACGAGAGUGUUGAGAUCGAUGGUUCCGAGCUCAGAAUCGGUGAUUUCGUUAUGGUCGAAACCUCCCAGGUCAACAUUCCAGCCUUGGUCACGAGAGUGACCUACAUGUGGAAAGAAACAUUCAAUCCGAAAUGCGGCUAUUUUCACGGCGAGGUGUUCAUACGGGCUGCCGACACAGUUUUAGGCGAAGUUGGCGAUCCGAGGGAAGUAUUUUUAGGGGAUCGCUGUUGUCACGGCGCUCCCUUGUCUUCCGUUUUAAGGAAAGCUAACGUGGAGAUAAAGCAGACUGCCAAAGAUUGGUUCAAGCUUGGCGGCAAGGAAGUAGAUAAAGACUUUUUCGAGGACGAUGGCAAGACCUACUACUGCAACAAAUAUUACGAAAGGUUUACGGCACGGUUUGAAGAUUUGCCAGAGGAUCCGACUUGUCCUAAUGAGCUAAGAAAACAUAGGUUCUGUCCGUCUUGUGAGAGAAAAACCAGAAAAGACGCAAAGGACAUCCCUAAAGUUCUCGGCAAGGUUGUGGAAAAGUCAAUGUACGUCAAAGAAGCCAACAGAACAGAAUGGACUUCAGUUAGAUGGCAAGAUUUCGAAUACAAAAAAGGCAUGGGCGUGUUUUUAAAACCUGGCACAUUUAAACUUAAAAACACCUUUAACAAUAUUAAUGAUAAUAAUAACAAAAUUAAAUUGGAAAAAGUCGAUGAGGAUAUCUAUCCCGAGUAUUAUCGUAAGAGUGAUAAUAACCUACGCGGCUCCAACGUUGACACCGGGGAACCGUUUUGCGUGGGUCAUAUAGCUGCGGUUACUGCGGCAAGUGAAGGACCCCUUGUAGUUCCUCAGGAUAUUUACAUCAGAGUGAACAUUCUAUAUAGACCCGAGAACACUUCCAAUCGGUUCCCUCAGCAGGAAGACUUGAAUGUCGUUUAUUGGAGUGACGAGAUCAAAGAAAUCUCCUUCUCGUCCGUAGUGGGGCCGUGCCACUUGAUUUACGAAAGGAACGUUCCAUACCAGGAAACGCUGCACGAGUGGCUCGAUAAAGAUCCGAGCCGGUUUUACUUCAGAAUGGCAUACAAUAGAGCCACUAAGGAGAUUGAAGAUGUGCCACACCACGCCACCGCCGUCGGCAGGACCGACAAAGGUAAAGAUAAAGGCAAAGGUAAGGGAAAGUCAAGCAAGCCGGCCGAGCCGAACGCCGCGAACGUAGACGUGAAAGUCAGGCCGCUGAGGACGUUAGACAUAUUCGCCGGGUGCGGGGGUCUUUCGGAGGGCCUGCACCACUCGGGCGUGGCGGAGUGCAAGUGGGCGGUCGAGAACGUGGAGGCGGCCGCGCACGCCUACUCGCUGAACAACAAGGCCUGUACGGUGUACAACGAGGAUUGCAACGCCCUGCUGAAAGACGUCAUGUCCGGCGCCACGCACAGCAAGGGCGGCCUGCGCCUCCCCACGCAGGGGGAGGUGGAGCUGCUGUGCGGCGGGCCCCCCUGCCAGGGCUUCUCCGGCAUGAACAGGUUCAACUCGCGCGAGUACUCCAACUUCAAGAACUCGCUGGUCGCCUCGCACCUGUCGUACUGCGACUACUACCGGCCGAAGUACUUCAUACUGGAGAACGUGCGCAACUUCGUCGCCUUCAAGAAGGGCAUGGUGCUGAAGCUGACCUUGAGGGCGCUGCUCGACAUGGGCUACCAGUGCACGUUCGGCAUACUGCAGGCGGGCAACUACGGUGUGCCGCAGACGAGGCGGCGGCUGAUCAUACUGGCGGCGGCGCCGGGCUACCGGCUGCCUAUGUACCCGGAGCCGACGCACGUGUUCAGCAGGCGCGCCAGCUCGCUGACGGCCACCAUCGACGGGAAGCGCUUCGCCACCAACGUAAGCUGGGACGAGUCCGCGCCGAGACGCACGUGCACCAUCCGCGACGCCAUGAGCGACCUGCCGAGCGUGUGCAACGGCGCAAACCAGCUCGAGAUUGACUACGGCUCGAUGCCGGAGAGCCACUUCCAGCGCUCGGUGAGGAGUAAGGACGAGAGCGCGAGGCUGCGCGACCACAUCUGUAAGAACAUGGCGCCGCUCAUCCAGGCCCGCAUCAGCAGGGUGCCGACGACGCCCGGCUCCGACUGGCGGGACCUGCCGAAUGUGUCGGUGACGCUUUCCGACGGCACCAAAUGUAAGGUGCUGCAGUAUCGCUACGAGGACAAGAAGAAUGGGCGUUCAUCGCGUGGCGCCCUGCGCGGCGUGUGCGCCUGCGCCGCCGGUGGCGUCUGCUCCCCCCACGACAAGCAGGAGAACACCCUCAUACCCUGGUGCCUGCCGCACACCGCCAACCGCCACAACAACUGGGCCGGCCUCUACGGUCGCAUAUCGUGGGACGGCUACUUCAGCACGACGGUCACCGACCCCGAGCCGAUGGGUAAGCAGGGUCGCGUGCUGCACCCCGAGCAGAGCCGCGUGGUGUCUGUGCGCGAGUGCGCCCGCUCUCAAGGAUUCCGGGACACCUACCUGUUCGCCGGGUCCAUACAAGACAAACAUCGACAGAUUGGAAAUGCUGUUCCCCCUCCACUUGGUGCUGCAUUAGGUCGAGAAAUAAAGAAGGCCCUAAGUAAAACACAAAUAGCUAAGUGUUUA
Messenger RNA from Iphiclides podalirius (scarce swallowtail), 3549 nucleotides. NCBI's taxonomy places the organism in Eukaryota, Metazoa, Arthropoda, Insecta, Lepidoptera, Papilionidae. The record is from the annotation of a GenBank genome assembly.